This is a messenger RNA of Beta vulgaris subsp. vulgaris (sugar beet), 2745 nucleotides long. Its product is annotated as glycerophosphodiester phosphodiesterase GDPDL3. Gene Ontology annotation, molecular function: glycerophosphodiester phosphodiesterase activity. The coding region runs from base 110 to 2404 and encodes 764 amino acids. Lineage: Eukaryota; Viridiplantae; Streptophyta; Magnoliopsida; Caryophyllales; Amaranthaceae. The record is from RefSeq and is a predicted model, not a curated record. Gene Ontology annotation, biological process: lipid metabolic process. The transcript is spliced from 9 exons.
CUACAUAAUUUUAAGUCUUCCUUACACAUUUUCUCUCUCUUUUUUCUCACCUCUUCUGAGGUUCAUAAUCAUCAAAACUCAAGAAAAAAUAUACAAAAAUUUAAAAAAGAUGAUUUUUUCUAAAAAUAUUAGUGCUAAAUUAUUAUUAGGAGGUUUCAAAAAUCUCAGUUUAAUUGUAAUAAUUGUGUUUCUUCAGUUCUUUGCAUUUGCUUCUGCACAACAAGCUACUUCUAACUCUACAUGGUUGACACUUAAUGGGUCACCUCCUUUAGUAAUAGCAAAAGGUGGGUUUUCAGGGUUAUUUCCUGAUUCAAGUGCAAAUGCCUAUCAAUUUGCAACUAUGGUUAGUGUACCAGAUGUGGUACUAUGGUGUGAUGUUCAGUUGACAAGAGAUGGUGUUGGAAUUUGCUUCCCUAAUCUUAAACUUGAUAAUUCUUCUGGCAUUGAACAUGUUUUUCCAAAUGGGAGUAAUUCAUAUGAUGUUAAUGGUGUUCCAACAGAUGGGUUUUUUCCCAUUGAUUUUACUUUUGAGGAACUAUCAACAGUCCCAUUGAUUCAAGGAAUUUUUACUCGGAAUCCUGUUUUUGAUGGCAUGUUCCCGAUUCAAAGUGUUGAGGACGUGUUUAUGCAAAAUGAACCUGCAGGUUUUUGGCUUAAUGUUCAGCAUAAUUCUUUCUAUAGCCAGCACAAUUUGAGCAUGAGGAGCUUUAUCCUUAAUGCUGCAGAGAGCAUGAACAUUAGCCACAUCUCUUCACCUGAGGUCAACUUUUUGAGAGGACUUGCAACACCAUUUGCAUCAACCAGCACGAAAUUGGUUUUCCGCUUUCUUGACCAAGAUGAAACAGAACCUUCAACUAAUCAGUCUUAUGGUUCUCUUUUGACAAAUCUAACCAUGAUUAGUACAUUCGCCUCCGGUAUCCUUGUCCCGAAGAAUUACAUAUGGCCAGUCGAUGCAACCUCAUACCUGUUACCUCAUACUUCUCUGGUGGCUGAUGCUCAUAGAGUUGGACUUGAAGUUUAUGCUGCAGGUUUUGCAAACGAUGUAUCAUUUGCCUACAACUUUAGUUACAAUCCAGUUGAUGAGUAUCUUUCUUUCAUUGACAAUGGGAACUUCUCUGUGGAUGGUGUUUUGUCUGACUUCCCAAUAACACCAUCAGAAGCAAGAGAUUGCUUUGCCCAUCUUGGUGUAAAUGCAUCAGCACAAGCUACGCCCUUGGUUAUAUCAUACAAUGGAGCGAGUGGAGACUACCCGGGUUGUACUGACAUAGCAUACACACAAGCUAUUAGAGAUGGUGCAGAUUUUAUUGACUGCCCUGUUCAAAUGUCACAAGACGGUAUACCUUUCUGUUUGAGCUCUGUCAAUCUCCUGAAUAACACACAAGCUACGCAAUUCAGGAAUCUUAUGUCGACUGUUCCUGAAAUUCAGCCAGCUCCUGGAAUAUUUUCUUUCAUGCUUGAUUGGGCUGAUAUUCAAGGCUUGACUCCAAUGAUAGCAAGUCCAUACUCAGCUUCAUUUUUGCUCAGAAACCCGAGAUCCAGGAACGCCGGGAGACUCGUGUCCUUGGCCGACUUUUUGGACCUGGCGAAUAAUUCUAGUUCACUUUCUGGUGUGUUGAUCAAGAUUGAGAAUGCUGAAUACCUGGCAGCAAACCAGGACCUGAGUAUAACUGAAGCAGUUUCAGAUGCAUUAGAAUUAUCUGGCUUUAACAACAACACAGCUGCAAAGAAGGUUAUGAUUCAAUCCACCAGCAGCUCAGUUCUGAAGGCAAUGAGGGGGAAUAGCUAUGAACUUGUCUAUCAUGUCGAUGAGAUUAUUCGUGGGGCCCUCAACGAUACAAUUGCAGACAUAAAGACUUUUGCUGAUUCUGUGGUUGUUGACAGGAAAUCUGUCCUUCCGUUUAACCAGAUGGGGUUCCUUACAAAUAUGACCAAUGUUGUAUCACAGUUUCAGGCAUUUGAGCUUCCUGUGUAUGUUCAGGUUCUUAGCAAUGAGUUUUCGAGCAUACCGUUUGAUGCCUUCUCUGAUCCAGUGGUCCAGAUCAAUACAUUCGUUCAUGCAGCUAAUGUUACUGGUGUCAUUACAGACUUCCCCCGAACUGCUGAUGCAUACAGGAGGAAUAUGUGUUUGAAUAUGAACAACACACCAGCUUACAUGAUGCCAGCUCAGCCUGGGGCGUUGAUCGGUGUCCUUCCCCCAGGAGCAUCACCUCCGGCUGGGUCUCCUACUCCGGUCCUCACUGUUGAUGAUGUGUCGCAGCCGCCUCUUACUUCUGUCGUACUACGAAAUGCCUCGUCCCCACCAACGGGAUCCCCAUCAACAUCAGCAAAUGGCCAACAUAAAGUUGCUGCUUCUGUCUUAUUAUCUCUCUUGGCUUUGGUUGUGGCAGUUGCUCAUCUGUUUUGAUAGGCUUUGUGCAAAAAAAAAGGCUAAAUGGAGAAUUUGUUUUCCACCGAACACCUUGAAGAAUUGUUAUAGGACCCGUACCAAGUGGAUUUACCAAAAUGCCGCUUCCUUACAUGUUCGGCGGAGAUUAGGUUUUCAAAUAGCCCGACUCUUUGUUCAAACACAGUUCGUCGUACAUACUUGAUUGCUUUGUAGUCCACCAUAGACUUCACACAGUUUUCCCCCCUUGUUCAUCCCUUUUUUCUCCUACCCCUCAUUUUGGGUCAUUGUUAUGUUGAAAUUUUUUGAGUAAAUAUUUGAAGGCAAAUUGUUUUUGUUUAUAUUAAUACUUAUGUUUCAUA